UCAGCAAAAUAUGUUGUCUUUCUCUCAUUCUCACAGCUCCACUAUUACAAUUUCAUCACCGCAGGCCAUCAUCGGAGCCCAUUCUAGUCGAGGACCAAACAGUGCCUCCCUCUCUUCAAUGUCACGAAGAAACCUCGAGUUUCGAAAAGGGCUUCGAGAGCCGUCCUUUGGUUUACAGAGAUUUUCUCGGACUAACAAGCGAAACAUGGCCGUCAAAGAUAGCGAUGACAGCAGUUGCCGUGACGCCACCGCCCCCUCUGCCAUGGCUCUGGAAUCACGAGGCGGUAUCGGAAUAAUGGACUUCCUUGAGAGAAGGAACUAUCUUGUCACCAGUGCGACUGGGUUUCUUGCCAAAGUUCUCAUUGAGAAGAUGUUACGCGUCGCACCCGACGUGGGGAAGAUCUUCGUGCUGAUCAAGGCAAAAGAUGAGCGGGCUGCCAUGGACAGAGUCAAAGACGAGAUAAUAGAGUGCGAGCUGUUCAAGUGCCUACAACAGAAGUAUGGAGAUGAAUACACAAAUUUCAUGCUGAGCAAGCUUGUUCCAGUCAAGGGCGACAUUCGGGAGUCGAAUAUGGGAAUAGCGGAUGAUUUGCUUCAUCAAAUAACGCGAGAAGUCGAUGUCGUCAUAAACUCAGCAGCCAACACAACUUGGGACGAAAGGUACGACGCGUCUCUCGUCGCGAACACGAUCGCGCCUUCUCGGCUUUUAGACUUCGCCAAGAAAUGCGAGAAACUAAAGCUCUUCUUGCACGUGUCUACGACGUACGUGAACGGAGAGAGGCCGGGAAUACUAAUGGAGAAGGCUUUUGAAAUGGGGGAGAGCAGAAUAGAUUCAUCGACUGGAAGCAAGUUGGACGUCCAUCACGAAAUGAAGUUGGCUUCAGAUCUGCUUGAAACACUUCCUUCUAAUGAAGUGCCCAAAAAACUAAAAGACAUGGGUUUGGCCAGGGCAAGAGUGUAUGGGUGGCAGAGCACCUAUGAACUGACCAAGGCCAUGGGGGAGAUGAUGAUAAACACAAAUAGAGAAGGAGUACCCAUUGUUAUCGUUCGUCCUAGCAUAAUCGAGAGUACUUUUCAAGAGCCUUUCCCAGGAUGGAUUCAAGGAAACAGAGUGCUCGACCCUUUGAUUUUGUCCUAUGGGAAAGGUCGACUUCCUGGUUUCCUACUCAACCCCGACACAAUCGUAGACGUGGUACCGGCAGAUCUAGUUGCGAACGCGAUCAUCGCGGCCAUGGCAAAGCACGGGAGAGCCCCGGGCCCCAGCAUCGUCAUCUACCAUGCCGCGUCAUCCACGGUGAAUCCACUCACGUUGGGCAACGUCUUCGAGUAUUCCUGCAACCAUUUCGCAGCUUCUCCCUUGACGGACAACAAGGGAGACGAGUUUCGAAUAACCGCCAUGGAGUAUUUCAGCUCGAAGGACAGCUUCUCCUCUUACAUACAGAAAUACAUUGCGGAUAAAAGCGGAUUGAGCAAUGGGAUUUGCCCUAAUUCGAACCCAAAGCAACAUUCCAGGCUUGAAGCAAGAUGCAAGAGAAUGGCAGACAGUCUAAUUCACUUGGCUAAGUUGUACGAGCCCUACAUGUUUUACCGUGGAAGGUUUGACUGUAGGAAUGCACAAAAGUUGAUCGAGCAAAUGUCGAUGGAAGAGCGCAAUAAAUUUCCAAUGGACUUGAGGAGCAUAAAUUGGGAGGAUUACUUCUUCAAUGCCCACAUUCCAGGUCUGAAGAGGCAUAUCUUUAAGAAGACAUCCUCUUCCUGAUACAUCUUUGUUCUCAAAUUCUUAUGGCCACGUAUGGUUUGGACAUUGCUGUUUGUUUGUACAGUAAUGUUGAUGCAUCCUGGGUCGGGCAAUUCGGGUUGACAUGUUAAAUUAACAGAUUUUAUAUCCCUGCCGAUGCCGAGUAUUAUGUUUUCCUUGAGCAUGCAAAAGAACCUAUGCAUCGGAAAGAUCAUGUCAUUUUGUGUCACUUUCGAAUUUGUCAAUUGAUAUAUGUUUUUUUUCAUAAUUCUAUGGAUUCGUGUUAGAAGCCGUCAAACCAUGUAGAAUCGAUAAAUUUGCAAUAUCUUCAUAAUUCUGUCGAUUCU
Molecule: messenger RNA, 2085 nt
Organism: Rhodamnia argentea
Lineage: Eukaryota; Viridiplantae; Streptophyta; Magnoliopsida; Myrtales; Myrtaceae
Product: fatty acyl-CoA reductase 2, chloroplastic-like
Exons: 9
Coding region: 11-1759 (582 amino acids)
Biological process (GO): long-chain fatty-acyl-CoA metabolic process; suberin biosynthetic process
Cellular component (GO): intracellular membrane-bounded organelle
Molecular function (GO): alcohol-forming very long-chain fatty acyl-CoA reductase (NADP+) activity
Source: RefSeq, a predicted model, not a curated record